Molecule: messenger RNA, 1786 nt
Organism: Schizophyllum commune H4-8
Lineage: Eukaryota; Fungi; Basidiomycota; Agaricomycetes; Agaricales; Schizophyllaceae
Product: glycosyltransferase family 15 protein
Exons: 11
Coding region: 246-1502 (418 amino acids)
Biological process (GO): protein N-linked glycosylation; cell wall mannoprotein biosynthetic process
Cellular component (GO): Golgi apparatus; membrane
Molecular function (GO): alpha-1,2-mannosyltransferase activity
Source: RefSeq, a predicted model, not a curated record
GCGCGCUUCACCGUCGCUGCCUUGCUUAAUACAGCGUGUGGUCUCUCGCGAAGGUCACUCCCUUUCACCCUAGCUAGGAUGGUUGAGACGGAGACGCCAAGGCUUCGGCGCAUGGCGGGUCACGAUGCCGAGCUUUAGAACUGCUGCGAACACCGUCGCCAUCAUCUGCUAAGCGCUGGGCAGCGGCGUGCUCUUUUGUACUCUGCUUCCACCUCCGCCUCUGUCUAUAUGUAUCGGUCGCCACAAUGAGCGCUGCUAAGCGUCUGCGGGCCAUUCUCCUGCUCGUUUCCGUCAUUCUCCUUUCUUUCUUCGCCCUUUUGACCGUCUUCAGCGACUCGUAUCGGGACGCGCCGGGCCCCUUCGAUGCUGGUCAGCACGAUCUGCCCCACGGGGCGCCUCCUGCGGGUGCGGGGAAGAUUGUGGAGAGCGCGAAGGUCGCGUCCGAAGUCGCGCACUCGAUCGCACAGGACAGCUCCCGUCCAUCCGUCUCUCCUACAUCCGGUGGUGACGGGCAGCCCCGGCUCGCCAACGCGACCUUCGUCAUUCUCGCACGCAACUCCGAUCUCGAAGGCGUCGCCAAUAGCAUCCAAGAGAUCGAGCAGCGCUUCAACGCGCGAUUCCAUUACCCUUACGUGCUUUUGAACGACAAGGAGUUUACGACGGACUUCCGAUCAGCGAUCGCCAAUGCUACACCUUCCCUGGUAGAGUUCGGGCUUAUCCCUUCGGCGGACUGGGUUCAGCCGGACUGGAUCGACGAGGGAAAGGCCUCUGCGUCACGAGCGAAGAUGGUUGAGGACGGUGUCAAGUACGGAGGGGAUGUAACCUAUCGCAACAUGUGCCGUUUUAACUCCGGGUUCUUCCAUCGACAUCCACUCAUGCAGAAGUACAAGUACUACUGGCGAAUCGAGCCCGACGUUCACUUCCUCUGCGACAUCCACAACGACCCCUUCAUCUACAUGCAGGAGCACAACAAGACAUACGGCUUCACCCUCGCGGUGCACGAGAUUCGCGCGACGAUUCCCACCUUGUGGGACACGGUCACUGCGUUCACGGACCGGCAUCCAGAGUACGUCGCGCAGGACAACGCCAUCGACUUUAUCUCCAACGACGCCGGCCGGAACUACAACGGGUGCCACUUCUGGUCCAAUUUCGAGAUCGCCGAUAUGGAUUUCUUCCGCGGCGACGCGUACUCGGAGUACUUCGACUUCCUCGACAGGUCGGGCGGCUACUACUACGAGCGCUGGGGCGACGCACCCGUGCACUCUAUAGCGGUCUCUCUCUUCCUCAACGCCUCGCAACUUCACUUCUUCGACCCCAUCGGCUACCAGCACGACGACUGGCGACACUGUCCACUUGACCGCUCGACGUACGACGCCGGCAACUGCUCCUGCGACUACCUCAAGGAGUUCGACUACUCCGGGGGCUCGUGCAAAGCGCAGUGGGAUCACUUCGUGCGUACGAACGGGCUGGAUAGACAAGAGAUCGCCGUGCCCGAGUGGUAGCUGGUAACCCGCGACAUAUUGUACGAGUAAGUUAUUUGUAUUGUAAUGGUGCUUGCUUUCCUUUUCCCAACUACAAUAAACUGGACUCUACAUCGCGCACAUGACUCCCGGGACUUCACUUAUCCUUUGGCAACCGGACCUCUAGCCCCUCCAAGGAACGCAGCUUCCUGUAUGUAUCGGGGGCCAACCGUUGCUCGGCUCGGUAGGAGAAUUCGAAGGCGCGCAAGCACUCCACCUUGUCGGAACGGACGCGCGAUUUCACCAUCCGGCACAACUUCCCCUCU